AAUCGUCGGUCUACUGCUCUGGUCUGACGGCUAGAAGUCAGUCAAGAGGGCGACGAGAGAGAGACAAAAACUGCCUUUUUCCCCUCCGACAGAGAACCUCCAUCCUCAUGAUCUCAUGAAUAAAUUAUAGCAGCCCAUUGUGCAAUAGAGGGAGGUAUGCAGCGAAGCCUACUAGGCAAACACUGCCGAGUGCACGGACCACAGAAUCUAUCUAGUGCACAGGCUACUCUCAGUUUAAGGAACAUCCCCAUGCCGCGUCUUAGAAACGAACCGCUGCUAACCGGGUCCAACUACAAACGCUCCUGGUCGAGCCAUCGCUGAAACAUACUUGCUGCUGUAUCGUAUCUACAUUGGAAACACAUUUCCACCCAUAAAUACUGAGAUGGAGAAUACAACUUAGAGAAAAUAGCUGGGCUAAUCAUCGGACUAGGUCGCUGGUCGUUCUGGAGGUAAAGGAAUACACAUUACUGGGUAGACUGUAGUAGCCUACAGAAUAAAAACGAACACGAAUUAAGUUGGCAACCUUAUCUCUGGAGUGCCAGCCUGUGCAUAGCGGAAAGGUCGUACUGGUCAUCGUCUUCCUAAAUAGUUGGAUUUCUAAUCUGGACCGCAGGGAAGAGCGAAGCAAACCAACCUCGGGCAGUUUGAAUUGAAGGCUGCCUGCCGGGUUGAGGAGUUUCGGGGCUUCCUGCUGACGCCCUCACCCCUCCGAUGAACCCCAUCAACUCCAUGAAACCUGCCCUGCCUCCAACGCCACACAGUGACGGCUCCUACCCAUAUGAUCCUGUCUCCUGGCAGCAAGGCACCAAUCAGCCUGCAGGUUCCCUCUCCGUGGUAACCACAGUGUGGGGGGUGACCAAUCCUUCGCCCAGCCAGGUCUUGGGCGGUCCCAUGGGUCCCGGUGGAAACUCAGCCGGUAGCCACAUGUUGCCAGGCAGCAGCCCGGGGAUGAGCUCUCCGCAGUUCAUGGGGCAGCAGGGCUACCCCGAGCCCAGCAAGGGCUACAUGCAGCAGGGCAUGUACGGCCGCCCCGGCGGGGGCUACCCCGCGGGCCCGGGGUACGGGGGCAGCUACCCCAGCGGUGGGACGGGGUCCAUGGGGAUGCCCCCUCACGGAGUCCGCCCCCCUACGGACUUCACCCAGGCUGCCGCCGCAGCAGCUGUGGCUGCGGCGGCCGCUACGGCAACGGCGACAGCCACGGCAACGGUCGCCGCCAUACAGGAGAAACAGAACCAGGAGCUGAACUACGGGCCGAUGGGCGGAGCUUCCUCUUACAACAGCCAGUUCCUGCCUCCGUCGGGCCCCCGGGGGCCGUCUGGGAUGGCCCCCACCAACAUGGUGCCCUCGCGGGCCCAGUCCAUGGGGCCCAUGUACAGCACCCAAGGCCAGCGGCUUCCCCAGCACCAGGGCUACCCUGGAGGCCAGCAGGGGCCCCCGCGUCCACAGCAGGGCCUCAAGAGGCCCUACAACGCAGAGGGCUACCCGGGCCAGCAGUACCCGCCCCAGAUGGGGAACCCGGGGCCCUACCCAGGCUCCCCCAUGCAGUACCACGCCCCCGGGCUCCAAAGAUCGGCCCCGUCCCCCUCCUACCCCGGCCACAGGAUGCCCCUACAGCAGGGCAACAUGGGCCAGUACCCCCCCGGACCUGCAAACCCGGGCCAGUACUACAAGUCUGAACAGUUCAAUGGCCAGGGUAACACCAUCACUGGCCUGCCAGCAGGGGGUGCUGGAGGAGGGGGAGGGUACAGCACAUUCAACCAGGCUGCAGUCAAUGGGCCUGGAAGGGCGAUGCCAGGGUACCCCAGUUCUCCCCUCCCGGGGAACCCCACCCCCCCGAUGACCCCCGGCAGCACCAUGCCCCCCUACAUGUCCCCAGGCCAGGACGUCAAGUCCCCCUUCCUCCCCGACGUCAAGCCCAACAUUAACUCCCUGCCGCCCCCUACUGGUAACCCUAGUGACGACCUUCGGCUGACCUUCCCCGUGCGGGACGGGGUGGUCCUGGAGCCCUUCCGUCUGGAGCACAACCUGGCUGUCAGCAACCACGUCUUCCAGCUGCGCGACCACGUGUACAAGACUCUCAUGAUGAGGCCGGACCUGGAACUGCAGUUCAAGUGCUACCACCACGAGGACCGGCAGAUGAACACAAACUGGCCGGCCUCUGUGCAGGUGAGCGUCAACGCCACGCCCCUCACCAUCGAGCGCGGGGACAACAAGACCUCCCACAAGCCCCUCUACCUGAAACAAGUGUGCCAGCCGGGCCGGAACACCAUCCAGAUCACCGUCACCGCCUGCUGCUGCUCUCAUCUCUUCGUGCUGCAGCUGGUACACAGGCCGUCAGUGCGGUCGGUACUGCAGGGUCUCAUGAAGAAGAGGCUGCUACCAGCUGAGCACUGCGUCACCAAGAUAAAGAGGAACUUCAGCAGUGGUACAAUCCCUGGCACGCCAGGGCUGAACGGGGAGGACGGGGUGGAGCAGACGGCCAUCAAGGUGUCCCUCAAGUGUCCAAUCACCUUCCGCCGCAUCCAGCUCCCUGCACGAGGUCACGACUGCAGACACAUACAGUGCUUUGACCUGGAGUCGUACCUGCAGCUCAACUGUGAGAGAGGGACCUGGCGGUGUCCUGUGUGCAAUAAAACUGCUCUCCUGGAGGGGCUGGAAGUGGACCAGUACAUGCUGGGGAUCCUCAUCUAUAUUCAGAACUCGGAUUAUGAAGAGAUCACGAUCGACCCGGUGUGCAGCUGGAAGCCUGUUCCGGUGAAGCCGGACCUGCACAUUAAGGAGGACCCGGACGGCCCGACCCUGAAGCGCUGUCGCACCCUUAGCCCCAGUCUCAUGAUCCUGCCCAACGUCAUGGAGAUGAUCGCAGCGCUGGGACCCGCUUCCUCGCCCUACCCCUCUCUGCCACCGGGGGGCAGCAGCAGCACACCUGACUACCCCAGCCAAGCUGGAUCGGGAUACUCCAACCAGCCAGGAUUUUCGGAUUUCCCCAACGCCCCAGGGACUCCGACUCUGGGGGAGUUUUCCUCCGGACCGCCACCACUGUCCUACCAGGCCGACCUGCCCAGCGGGCUCCUCACCCCCGAAAAGCCCGUGGGGCACCCCAUGUCUGCGCAGAUGUCCCACUCUGGCCGCAUGGACCCUUCCCACAAUCCCCUGCAGCAGCAGCAGCAUCAGGGUCUCCAUGGCAGUUCGCACCUUGCGGGGCCGGGAGCACCCAUACACCCUCGCAACCCUUCCCAGAAUCCCCGGCUGCACACGGAAGGCUCCUUUGGUCUUGGCGGCCCAGGGGGGCCAGGGGAAGUGCCAGACCCUUCUCUUGACCUGCUUCCAGAACUGACGAAUCCAGACGAGCUGCUGUCAUACCUGGGCCCCCCCGACCUUCCCAACAACAGCAACGAUGACCUUCUGUCUCUCUUCGAGAACAACUGAGCUGCCCUCCUCCAUUUCUGCCUCCUGUGACCCUCUGCAAUGCACUGGUGCCCUUUGCUCGAAGGAAACACAAAAAAGAAAGAAAGAAAAGCGAAAUGUUCCUGUCCCAGCUUUCACGAGAAAAGUGGGGUGGGGAGACUAAAUGUGAGACUCCUUGAAUUCCACUCCCUCCGCCCACCCGCCGACAUCAGUAACUGGAAAAUGGUGGUUGGUGUUGGUGGUGGUCGGGAUGGGAGAGGGUGUGCUGCAGAAAAAAUUCCGUUCUUCUUUUUAAGGGACAUGUGACUUCAAAGAUGUUUUAACUGCCAGUGAACCAUGACAACUGAUUUUAUUUUGUAUGGUUUUAAUCUCAUUGUCCCCCCACCCCUUGUCCCACAUGCACACACGCGCGCACACACACAUGCACACACACAGGCUUGUCUGUCUCUUUACAUAAAUCCAGUUGUAAAAUGACACCUCUGCUCAAAUCAAGCUGACUUUUUUUGUGUGUUCACGUGAAGUUGAAGGGUUAGAUCAUGUUCCUUGGUUUUCAGGUGUUCUUCAACUCUAUCCCGGGUAGGGAGGGGAAAGGGAAGUAAAUAGCAAAUGAGAAUUUAUAAACUGGCAACAUUUGUAAAAAGGAAAAAAGAACAUUAACUAGAUGUGUAAUACUUUUGCUAAUUAUAAUAAUGAAGGGUAUAUGUUGGCAAAUGAGCUUUCUGCCCUCCUAAUACAUAUGGAAUGAUGGAAUGCUGUAAAGUUCAACAGUGGUGUAAUAAGAUUGAGAAAGGACAAUGGAGGUAUUAAUGGCCUAUCUCAGUGUGCUGCAUUAACACAGACAUACAGACAUACACCCCCUCUUUGGAAAAACAAGCAUACCCCCCUCCUUGUUUUUUGGCAAUAAGGAACUCCUCUUACCAUCUUCAGUAAACACGGAUACCAGGGCAUACAGCCCAAACCUUCAGGGGCUAGCCGCCAGUCCACUGGGGAAUACAGGUAUACCUGACCAAAACACCUUGAAACCUUUUUACCUGCAAGCCCUCAAGUAAGACCGUCAAUGGCACACAAGGCACAGGUCCUGUCAAUCUUGUCAAACUUUCUGCAGUGAACAAAAUAUUUUGUAAAUAAAAUAGUUCUAGGUGCCCACUGUGACGGGUAACAGAGGAACGUUUCACAACUCGAGGUAUGAGAAGUACUUUUCCUGAAAUGUGUGGACGUACUGUAUUGACUUUUUUCAAUGCUGAUCUUGUAUAGCUCAGAGGGGUGUUCAUCCCUUUAAAGUGGUACUGUUUAGCAAGAAAUGGGUGACAUCUUUCAGGGCGACUUUUGGCCUGUCACUUUCAUCUCUCACUUUUUCUCAUUUUUGUAAACACACCAAUUCCAAACCAAUGAAAGACGCAGUUGAUACAAGAUUCUAACUUCCACAAUGAAGGACAACACAAAAUAUUGUGUCACACAAAUGUAGGGGACAGCUGAUAAUCUAUUUUGAUGCAAAAGAAAACUAUUCUUUGUCAGCCCUUGUGGACUAAAAUUUAAAAUGUUGCUAAGGAUUUAGGAUACCCUGAUGAACUAAACUGAACUUUGGGCUCUUACAAAAUG
Messenger RNA from Anguilla anguilla (European eel), 5007 nucleotides. RefSeq names its product zinc finger, MIZ-type containing 2 (gene zmiz2). Gene Ontology annotation, molecular function: zinc ion binding; SUMO ligase activity. Bases 712 to 3429 code for a protein of 905 amino acids. The transcript has 19 exons. NCBI's taxonomy places the organism in Eukaryota, Metazoa, Chordata, Actinopteri, Anguilliformes, Anguillidae. The record is from RefSeq and is a predicted model, not a curated record. Gene Ontology annotation, biological process: protein sumoylation; regulation of transcription by RNA polymerase II.